UGACCGCCGCGGCCCCCGCACGACACGCGCCGGUUUGCGGGACAGAAGUGACAGCAGAGGGACAGCUGAGCAUCACUGCACGAUACUCACAACACAUUGGUAUGGCUGAGAAAUCUCUGGAGCCUGGAACUGUUUCCAUUCCCAUGGAGGAGACUAUACGCAAUGGGGGAGGCCAAGAGCCACCGCUGCUGACGCACCUAAAGAAGGUGGAGAACCACAUCACAGAGGCCCAGCGUUUCUCCCACCUCCCCCGCCGCUCCGCUGUGGACCUGGAGUUCAUUGACCUGUCCUACACCAUCCGUGAGGGGCCCUGGUGGAGGAGGAGAGGCUACAAGGCCUUGCUCAAGUGUCUGUCGGGGAGGUUCUGCAGUCGGGAGCUGAUUGGCAUCAUGGGGCCCUCGGGGGCCGGCAAGUCCACCCUUAUGAACAUCCUGGCUGGGUACAGGGAGACAGGAAUGAAAGGGCAGAUCCUGGUGAACGGGAAGCCCCGGGAUCUGCGUACCUUUCGUAAGAUGUCUUGCUACAUCAUGCAAGAUGACAUGCUGCUGCCACACCUCACCACACGAGAAGCCAUGAUGGUGUCUGCUAACCUAAAGCUUAAUGAGAGCAUGGAUGUGAAAAAAGAGUUGGUGAAGGAAAUCCUGACAGCACUGGGAUUAGAAGAGUGUGUUCACACCCGCACCACCUCGCUUUCGGGGGGCCAACGCAAGCGUCUGGCCAUCGCCCUAGAGCUGGUCAACAAUCCCCCUGUUUUGUUCUUUGAUGAGCCUACCAGCGGCUUGGACAGCACCUCCUGCAUCCAGGUGGUCUCCCUCAUGAGGUCCUUGGCCCAGGGUGGACGAACCAUCAUCUGUACCAUCCACCAACCCAGCGCCAAGCUCUUCGAGAUGUUUGAUAAGCUUUACAUUCUGAGCCAGGGCCAGUGCAUCUAUAAGGGGACUGUACCAUACCUCAUCCCCUACCUGAAGAGUCUGGGCCUCCACUGCCCCACUUACCACAACCCUGCUGAUUUCAUCAUUGAGGUGGCCUCAGGCGAGUAUGGAGAUCUGAACCCUGUGCUGUUUGAGGCUGUCCAGGGAGGACUCUGCUCAGGAGAGGGGAAGAAAAAUUCCAGUGAUAAGAAUGAUCCUGCCUCUUCCAGCCUUUCCCAGUGUCACAAUGAUUCAGGGUACAUUGAGAAACAUACAUUUACAACAAGCACCCUGACUCAGUUCUGUAUUCUGUUCGAGAGGACUUUCAUCACCAUCUGUAGGGACACGGUGCUGACCCACCUCAGGGUGAUGUCCCACAUUUGCAUUGGGGUGCUGAUUGGCCUGUUGUAUCUCAACAUCGGCAAUGAUGCCAGCAAGGUCUUCAAUAACACCGGAUUUCUCUUCUUCUCCAUGCUUUUCCUCAUGUUCGCCGCUCUGAUGCCCACUGUGCUGACAUUCCCCCUCGAGAUGUCUGUGUUCUUAAGGGAGCACCUCAACUACUGGUACAGCCUGAAAGCCUAUUACCUGGCCAAGACAAUGGCAGAUAUUCCAUUCCAGGUCAUCUGUCCCAUCAUGUACUGCAGCAUUGUCUAUUGGAUGACUGAGCAGCCCCCAGAGGCCAGCCGCUACCUGCUCUUCAUGGCUCUGUCCACCUCUACAGCCCUUGUAGCCCAGUCCCUGGGGCUCCUGAUUGGAGCAGCAUCUACCUCCCUUCAGGUGGCUACCUUUGUAGGUCCUGUCACAGCAAUCCCAGUUCUCCUCUUCUCUGGCUUCUUCGUAAACUUUGACACCAUCCCCAAAUACCUCCAGUGGAUUUCGUAUGUGUCCUACGUCAGGUAUGGCUUCGAGGGUGUGAUCCUGUCCAUCUAUGGAAUGAAUCGCUCUGAGCUGGAAUGUCCAACCAAGACAUGCAAGUUCCAGAAACCGGAAGAGGUCUUGCAGCUGCUUGAUGUGGAGGACGCCAAGCUUUAUGUGGACUUCAUGGUACUUGGCAUCUUUUUUCUGGUGCUGAGGCUGGCUACAUACUUAGUGCUACGCUAUAAGGUCAAGUCUGUGCGAUAGGCCCUCCACAGCUCUGUCCUCUCUUAUCCAGGCCUUGUUCACAUUGGUAGAAAGCAGUCAGUCACCAAUGGUUUCCAUGUUAUCUUUUAUACCUUCAGUAAGUGGGCUGUCACGUUUUGAACACUUCCUCAAUUAGUGUUUGAUUUUUACACUUGUGGACUCUGGCUGGACUCAGAUGGUUUUAGGGGGAGAAACUGAGCAAAUCAUCAGAAACUUAUUUCUUCCUGGCAACUUUCAUUAUGUUCAGCAUCACUGAGACCAAGGCUGAACAAAUGGAGCUUCUUUUAGAGAACGGUUUAAGUGGGACUAUCUAGAGGAAUAAGUGAUGGUAUGGAGAAGCAUCAGUACAAUCAUUUAAUGUGCUGCCAAUCUGGUACAGAGAAUUGUAGUCACUGGUUCAAAGAAAUUUAUGCCUUAUGAUUAAAAGAUACUGCAUUUGAUCAGUGAUAUUUCUGUAUUGUAUCUACUGUCAGAACCCUAAAUAUGUUAAAAGACUAACUGCUUGAAUACUGACUGAAUAUGAGUAGUCCUUGAAUAGUCC
This is a messenger RNA of Scleropages formosus (Asian bonytongue), 2574 nucleotides long. RefSeq names its product ATP-binding cassette sub-family G member 4-like. Bases 102 to 2033 code for a protein of 643 amino acids. The record is from RefSeq and is a predicted model, not a curated record. The transcript is spliced from 15 exons. Lineage: Eukaryota; Metazoa; Chordata; Actinopteri; Osteoglossiformes; Osteoglossidae. Gene Ontology annotation, biological process: cholesterol homeostasis; transmembrane transport; cholesterol efflux. Gene Ontology annotation, molecular function: ATP hydrolysis activity; ATP binding; ABC-type sterol transporter activity. Gene Ontology annotation, cellular component: plasma membrane.